AUGAGGAAAAGUCUGAUUCAGAACAUGACGAAAAAUAUGAAAGACGACGAGUAUCUUUAUCAAACAGAACAAGGUCACUCACGCUUGUAUCACGGGCUGGAGGAACCACUGCCUAUACCGAUCUUUACAACACACUAUUUUCAAGGCAAUAACGACCAAUAUAAUCCGAGACACGACUACACACCUAACCCAGUUUAUCUGAUUUCCAGUCCUAAUUACAGAAAACAUAAUCUACAUCCACAAUGUACUCGUCAUAGACCACAAUGUGAAUCAUGUUGCGAUAAUCUUCACUGUACAAGAGGACAAAAUGAAUGUUGUCAAAGAUCUACCGGAUUUCAAGCAUUUACAAACCCAAUUGUUCCUAGCACGUUAUGUCCACCAACUACAAAAUGUCCCUUAACAUGUCCCAGUAUGUGUCCACCUCUUUUGACAACAGAUUGCAGUUGUUCGAGAGAUGUAAGCCAGUGUUGUAAACACAUGCCAAAUAUGCUCCGCAGUGGCAACCGUCAUCCACCGGUAGAAUUUUCUACAUUAAUUCAAGAUCCUGAACAAUAUUACGACUCUAACGUAAAUGAACAACACAAAAUAAGCCAUGAAAAAAUAACAACUGGUAGAUUAAAUGAACAUAUAAAUACUGACAUGAAACGUUUUAAAUAUAAUGAACAAGAUCGUGACUAUUUUUACCGUUCCAUUGAUCCCAGUUUCAGACAAAAACGUCAAGGGGAAAGUGAUGCCGAUAGGCCUUUUUGGAAGUUUAGUGUCAUGAACUAUGAAAACCCAUUCGAAUUAAAAUCAUUGAAGUAUACAACACUACAUAAAAGAAAAACAAGGACAAAUGUGCAACCAAUUAUUAGGCCUCUUGUCACGGAAGCAAUAACCAUAAAAACAGAUUAUUCUGAUGAUGACAAUGGUAAGGAAAUUAGUGAGGAAGAGAAAAUAACGGAAAAAUAUUUGUCGUUUGACGAGUUAAUGUAUCUACGAAAAUUAAGCGAUAAUUACAUGGAUUUCGAUCCUAGAAGAAAAAAUAAAUCCAAACCAAAGUCAGAUAAUAAAGAUAAAGCAAAAGAUAAAUCAAAAGGUAAAGCAACGACGAAAGCUAAACCAAAGGCAGACAAAAAAACUACAACAAAAGCAACGACGAAAGCUAAACUAAAAGCAACAGUUACAACAAAAGCUACAACAAAAGCUACAACAAAAGCUACAACAAAAGCUACAACAAAAGCUACAACGAAAGCUACAACGAAAGCUACUACAAAAGCUACAACAAAAGAGCCAUCUAAACAAAGUGACGCAACGACUAGCUCAGUAUAUACAGCUAACACUCCAUUUCAACGUAAAAAACAAUGUACUCGUAAAUUGACAUGUACAUGGACUGUAUUUACAGGCGUAGCCGCAGAUGGUAAACCAAUCGUAAUAAUCGAUGUUGGAUCUAGAACACCCCCUGGAUAUGUAGAGGGUUGUACUAGAACCUCUACAUGUACUCGUGAUUUUUUGGACAGGAACAAAGGGCCUCCCGUCACGUCAAGUGAUAGUAAAGAAAAUGGCGCUGAAGGGGCAGCUAAGAAUGAAGAUGAAGACUAUUGCGAGAAACGUAGUCUUAAGAUACAUUUACAAACUUUACGAUACUAA
This is a messenger RNA of Arctia plantaginis, 1629 nucleotides long. The record is from the annotation of a GenBank genome assembly. Lineage: Eukaryota; Metazoa; Arthropoda; Insecta; Lepidoptera; Erebidae.